This is a messenger RNA of Rubroshorea leprosula, 596 nucleotides long. NCBI's taxonomy places the organism in Eukaryota, Viridiplantae, Streptophyta, Magnoliopsida, Malvales, Dipterocarpaceae. The record is from the annotation of a GenBank genome assembly.
AGGGCUUUUGCCAAGGCCCACGAAGGAAAAUUCUGAAAACACAAAUACGACACCUCAGAAAGCAAAUUUGGUGUAUAAAAACGAACGGAUGCCGGUGACGAAAACCCUAAUCGAAAAGAUCCUCCUCAGGCGCUGCCGAGAAAUACAGACCUCGUUUAAGUGUCUGCACUGUACAGAACAGUGGGGAUCUGAUAACAAAUACGGCAUCUCAGAAAGCAAGUUCUGUUCCUUCUCUCUCGGUUCUUUGCUCGCUAUGGUGCCUACAAUAUUUUCUUUUCCGAUUUAUUUUUCCAUUUUUAUUUCAAAGUUCUAAAUGGGAAUUACGGAGAAGAUGACCCAUCAUAGGAAUAUGAUUCUUCAAUCAUUCAAUCAUUCCGUAAUUCGUUCUCUGAUUCUCAAUCUCCUAAGCCCACUAUUUUGCUGUUGGCUUUCUUUUGUUUAUUAACUCUCCUUUUCUCUUUCGCAAGUUAAACCACAAUUCUUGCCCUCAUUUAAAAAAAAAAAAUCUGGUUUUGGUUGAAAUGAUUAUAGCCAGAAUUUGGUUUGAGGGAAAGGAAGAUAAUUUCAUCUAAUCAAAUUAAAAGACAAGAUCUUUA